Messenger RNA from Halichondria panicea, 3929 nucleotides. RefSeq names its product cytoplasmic FMR1-interacting protein 2-like. Gene Ontology annotation, cellular component: SCAR complex. Gene Ontology annotation, biological process: cell morphogenesis; regulation of actin filament polymerization; regulation of translation. The transcript is spliced from 21 exons. Gene Ontology annotation, molecular function: small GTPase binding; RNA 7-methylguanosine cap binding. The record is from RefSeq and is a predicted model, not a curated record. Lineage: Eukaryota; Metazoa; Porifera; Demospongiae; Suberitida; Halichondriidae. The coding region runs from base 48 to 3761 and encodes 1237 amino acids.
UCUAGCCCGUAUAUCUAUUUUUAGUGAACACAGACUUCAAGACCAAAAUGGCGACCCUGAAGGACGCCCUGACUAAUGUCCAGUGUCUGGAAACACUGGCUCUUCCUGAUGAGCAACCUACUAUAGAGGGAGAGCCAACUUCAAUUGUCUAUGAUGUGUCUUUUGAUACAAAUUUCGCUGAUAGAACAGCCUUUAUUACAGGCAUUGGAAAGUACAAUGAAGAAGCAACUGUUUGCUCCAAUCUGAAUCUUAUUUUGGAUGAAGGCGAGAGCUACGCAGGUCUACUGUACACAUGGAGGAGCCUGUCACGAGCCGUUCCAGCUAUCAAGGCUAAUGAGCAGGCUGAUCGCCGAAUGGAGAUCUACGAAAAAACUGUGGAAGUUCUGGGCCCUGAGGUUGUCAAGGCGAAACAGCUAAUGCGCUUUGUUCAGACGGCUGCUACAAGGUUCACCGAGGAAGUACGUCAACUGGCCCACCCUGAGAAAAGAAAGGACUUUAUCUCUGAGACGUACCUACUCACGUUAGCCAAGCUCAUCAACAUGUUUGCUACCCUAGACGCACUCAAGAACAUGAAAGCUUGCAUAAACAAUGAUCUGGCUUGCUACAAGAGAGCCGAGGGUAUUCUCAAUAGAGGCAAUGUCGAUGCUUUUGCUCUGGAGGAGUCACAAAGCCUCUCCAUUUUUUUUGCUACUAACAGCAGUGUCACCAACCUCCUCAAGAAACAGCUGGAAGAGGUACCAGGUUAUGAAGAAAUUAUAGUGGAGACCAUGAACCUGUGCUGUCACUACUUUGAAAACCACAUGUACAUGGUAUCCAGGGAGAAGUACAUGCUCCUCAAGGCACUGGGAUACGGCCUGCUCUUGCUGGACAGCAAUGUCAUAAACGUGAACCGCCUGAAGAAACUAAACCUGUCAAGAGUUGACAAGCUUUUCAGGAAUCUUCCAGUGGCCCCUCUCUAUGGAGACGUUCAGAUUCGGUUUGCUGACUGGGUGGUGAAGUUGCCUCACUACGAUGCGUCAAAGUGGACGUGUACUAGUGAGCACAUUGAGGACAAAGUGGGUGUGGCCAUUCAGACAAGAGUAGAGAUCAUUCGCUCAGAGCAUGUGAGGUUUAUCUCUGAUCUGGCGAGAUACAACAAUGAGAUCAUCACAAGCAGCAAUUUCUCCCUGAAUGACCAGACUGCCAAGGAGCUGACAGACAUGGCUCAUCAGGGCAUCAAGCUGCUCACCAACUGGACAACAGCUGUCAUGGAACUGUACUCAUGGAAGCUGCUCCACCCCACCAAUGAGUAUGACAACAAAGACUGCCCCAAGGAAGCUGAGGCCUAUGAAAGGGCCACUCGAUACAACUACUCAGGCGAGGAGAAAUAUGCACUGGUGGAGGUGAUUGGGAUGAUCAAGGGACUCUCCCUCCUCAUGCACAGAAUGGAAAGACAUUUUUCUAAGGGAAUCAGGCGGCACAUCUAUCGACUCACCCAGGAGUUUGUGCAGAUCUCAGUAAGAGAGAGUAUCAGAAAAGCAGUCAAAGGAAAGAAGCUACAAACCAAAACUGUUCUCUUGGCUGUCCGUGAUGUGUGCAUAGACUGGUUGGACGGGAAGGAGAGGAAUGAUGAUCCUGCCCUGCGUGGGGACAAGGACCCUAAAUCAGGGUUCCACAUUGAUGUGCCUCGACGGUCCAUUGGGAUGUCAAGCACUCAGCUGUACAUGAUGAGGACUAUGUUGGAGUCUUUGAUCUCUGAAAAGGGUGGUCGCAAGUCACUGAGGGUUGACCUCAAAGAGAGCUCCAUCCCAGAGUUUGAGGCCUUUCACAAGACCAGCUACUUCUUCAGUCACCUCCUCAACUUCAGCGCCACUCUUCGAGAGUGUUGCGACCUCUCCCAGCUGUGGUUCCGGGAGUUCUAUCUGGAGCUUACCAUGGGGGUGCGUAUUCAGUUCCCCAUUGAGAUGUCCCUCCCGUGGAUCCUCACCAACCACAUACUGGAAAACAAGACAGCACACAUGAUGGAGUACAUCUUGUACCCACUGGACCUGUAUAGUGACUCUGGCCACUACGCCCUUCACCACUUUGGAAAGCAGUUCCUGUACGAUGAAAUUGAGGCUGAGCUCAACCUCUGCUUCGAUCAACUUGUCUACAAGCUCAGCGAGCAGAUAUUCCACUACUACAAACACCUGGCAGCAAGUGUAUACCUUGACAAGAGGUUUCGGGCUCAAACCACCCCCCACAAGUUUCCUCACCCCCCUCCUAACCGCUACGUCACCAUCCUGAAACAGCGGCACGUGCAGCUCCUUGGACGCUCCAUUGACCUCAACUCUUUGCUGGGACAAAGACUGGGGGCCAACAUGCUCAAAGCCAUCGAUCUGGCCAUGUCCAAAUUUGAGUCGAGUGAUUUAUGCAGCAUUGUGGAACUUGAAAUCCUCCUCGAAAUCAACAAACUGACACAUCAGAUGCUCUCAGAGCAUGUGACCCUUGACCCGUGGGAGUCCAUGUUUCGAGAGAGCAAUCACUCAGUGACUUCUCCCCAUGGCAGAAUCACAUUGCACAUUUUCUGGGAGCUCCAUUACGAUUUUCUACCCAACUUCUGCUACAACUCCACCACUGACAGAUUUGUCCGUGGCAAGGUGUCAUUUGCUGAUCAGUCUGAGCGAGAGAACCCUCCCAAAGGUUCCAGUGUAGUCAAUAUGCUCUAUGGGUCCAAGGCUCUCAGAGACGCCUACUACAGCAUUGUGAAACUCUACGAGCAGUUUGUGGGGCCCAUCCACUUCAGGACUAUGUCUCGUCUCCUCGGCUACCAGGGCAUUGCCAUGAUUCUGGAGCAGCUACUGCACGUCAUUGAGGGAAUGCUCACGCAAACUCUCAAACCCUACAUUGUUGCUCUGAUGCAAGGCAUGCCCCAGAAGUGCAAGCUGCCUCUCUACGAGUAUGGCUCUAAAGGAGUGCUUGGGUUCUACCAGGCACAGCUCACUCCUGUGGUGACCUACCGGGAUCUGCAGACAGAUGUCUUCCAGUGUUUCAAGGAAUUAGGCAACACUGUGCUUUUUGCCCUGCAGCUGGAGAAGGCUCUGGGUCAAGAAGAAGUAAUGGACUUGCUGCAAGCUGCUCCUUUCCAAAACAUGUACCCCAGGCCAUUUGUGAAAGAGGACCAAAGUGCAGAGAUAGUGAUGCAACACAUGGACCAGCAGUACGCACCAUUGCACCUUGUCUCCAUGGUCACCAAGCAUGGCACUUCCUUCCAAGCUGCAAAUGCCAAGGACAGUGACCUCCUCACUAAAGAGAGACUGUGUCGAGCUCUGAGUAUGUUCGAGGUGCUGAUGCAGAGAAUAAAGGGCAUAAUAGCAGAAGACCUGGUGUGGAACGGCCCUCCUCCAGUUAACGGGGUGAUGAGCAUUGACGAGUGUCAGGAGUUCCAUCGCCUUUGGAGUGCCAUUCAGUUUGCCUACUGCACUCCCCCCACACCUGGACAAAUCACUGUCGAGGAGUGGUGUGGUGAGGGUUUACAGUGGGCUGGUGCAGUGCUUAUCACUCUACUGGGCCAGCAGAGACGGUUCGAGGCGAUGGACUUCUGCUACCAUCUGCUCAGAGUACACGAAGUGGACCGGCAAGAUGCAGACCUGCAAGGAGUGAAUCUGAAGAAGAUGGUCGAGCGUAUUCGAGCAUACAAGAAUCUCAACUACCAAAUUUUUGGCAUCCUAAAUAAGCACCUUGCUAACAGUGAAGUGCUUGCUAAGCCUAUCAGAGAGUAUCAACCACCCAUCUUCCAAUAGCCUUAGCUUACAGAUUUUUUUUGAAUGUCUUGUAUACCUGUAUGUGUGAUAACAUUUAUGCACAGAAACUUUUAGAGUGAUAUGUGUAGUAGAUAGAUAACCUCAAUUAACUGCAACUAUGCUUUUGCAUUGUCAUUGUAUUUUUAGAAUGGAUUGUUUAUUGGUAAA